Lepisosteus oculatus (spotted gar) is the source of this 2936-nucleotide messenger RNA. It is a transcript of the gene pipox, whose product is annotated as pipecolic acid oxidase. The record is from RefSeq and is a predicted model, not a curated record. Lineage: Eukaryota; Metazoa; Chordata; Actinopteri; Semionotiformes; Lepisosteidae. Gene Ontology annotation, cellular component: peroxisome. Gene Ontology annotation, molecular function: flavin adenine dinucleotide binding; sarcosine oxidase activity; L-pipecolate oxidase activity.
CCAGAAGACUGUGGAGAGGCUUUAAACUUGGAGAAAACGUGAGCGAGAACGGAUUUCUGACCAUGGCGCUCUCCCACUUCGACUGCAUUGUGGUUGGAGCAGGAAUUCAGGGUUCCUUCGCGGCUUAUCACCUUGCGAAAAGUAACAAGCAAGUGCUCCUCCUUGAACAGUUUGUUCUCCCCCACUCUCGGGGAAGUUCACACGGACAGACACGCAUCAUUCGGAAGGCCUACGAGCAAGAGUUCUACACACGCAUGAUGGAGGAGAGCUACCAGCUGUGGGAACAGCUGGAAAAAGAAGCCAAUGUGCAAUUGUACAGGCGCACGGGGCUUCUGGUCAUGGGCCAGGAGGAGGGGCCUGAUUUUCAGAUGUAUAAAAAGACACUGCUGCAGAAUGGGGUGCCCACUGAGAUCCUGGACCCGGUCCAGUUUGCCCAGCGCUUCCCCAGUGUGAAGAGAAUCAGUGGUGACGGGGCUCUCAUUGACAAGACCGCUGGUGUGCUGUUUGCUGACCGGGCGCUCAGGGCUGUGCAGGCGGUGUUCCAGCGUCUAGGAGGAGUGAUUCGGGAUGGGGAGAAAGUUCUCGACAUCCGGCCUGGGUCUCUGGUCACCGUGACAACAGGCCGCGGGACAUACAGUGCGAAGAGCUUGGUGAUCACUGCGGGCCCGUGGACCAACACCAUGCUGAGCCUCACUGGGCUGCAGCUCCCCCUACAGGUGAGGAGAAUCAACGUGUGCUACUGGAGAGAAAAGGUGCCGGGCACCUAUGGGAUCAGCAGCCAGUUUCCGUGCUUCAUUGGGGUGAAGUCGCAUGGAGCCAAACAUGAUAUUUACGGUCUUCCAUCCAAUGAGUAUCCAGGUCUGAUGAAGAUUUGCUAUCACAGCGGCAGCAAGACCGACGCCGACCAGAGGGACAUACAGACAUCCCGGGAGGACAUUGACAUCCUGUCCCGAUACGUGUCCCGCUGUUUCCCAGGCCUGGUGUCCACGCCUGCCAUCGUGGAGAGCUGUUUGUAUACGGUCACUCCCGACUCUCAUUUUGUCCUGGAUCGCCAUCCCUCACAUUGCAACAUCGUCAUUGGCGCGGGCUUCUCAGGUCACGGAUUCAAGUUCGGUCCAGUUGUUGGAAAAACCCUCUGUGAACUCAGCCUGAAUAAGACGCCCUCCCAUGACCUUUCACCUUUCCAGAUCCAGCGCUUCCAGCCCCAAGUCAAAUCGUCCUUAUAAGUUACAAACCUCUGCUCCACCUCUGCAGGAAGAGGUCUGAUGAAACAAUGGACUGGGAAACUAUGGAUUUAUAAUAAAUUUAAGCUUUUAAAAAAUGCAGAAAAAAAACCCAUUCCAGAAACCAGCUGGGCCUCUAACCAGGAGAUGCCUGGAUGGAACCCUGAUUGGGCAGUUACAAUCCUGGUACUAGUAUGACAUACAGUAUCACAUUAUCCAGUGAAAAGCAUGGUGAAACCUGAAGUGAUAGCGAAAACACAGUUAAGUGCAGAAAUACACUGUGAAAGCAAGGUACUGUAGAUGUUCAGCAAAGGCAAAGCAGAAAAAAAUACAAUGGUUCAGAAUUGUCGUGGUAUUCCUUUCCAACUGUCCCCAUCCAUAGUACAGAAAAGUCCGAACACCGAAUGACCCUGUGGAAGGUCACAAGGAGCUGUCCUGCCCUACACUCAGCAAACGGGCUGAGCCAUACUCAUUUCACAGGAUAACUGUGGGAAGAAGAAACUGGAAGGCACACUGGAGUGUCUAUGAGGACAGAAGAGUUCCCCAAGGCCACUGCAGGCUGCAGCAGACCACCGUGAGGAAAGGCACGUGCACGUUGCAAACAGAAGUAACGAAAACCCCAAGAUAAGGAGUUGUUCUGAAUUUCUGUUCAAUUCAUGCGAAGUCCCUUUUGAAAGGAGCAGGCGUUAUCAUAACUCGAGGGCUAGUGCCUCUGCUGGACUCCCACACGUGGUCCGACAUGCAGGAAGAACCACAAAGCCUUUAUAUUAUCAGUCGAAUUAUCAAUGCAUCUCAUUCCCACUAAAAAAAGUAGAAAUUACGCUCUAGUUUGUUAUUUCGUGUGUUCCCCACAGUCACACACACACACACACACACACAUUCGUCUUACCUCUCUCUGUUGAGAAGCUCUUUCACCGAGUAAGCAGGUUGUUAAAAAGUCAUCAGCUCUGGAGCCAUUCAUCUUUGAAAGCCGACUGCAAGCACAGUUGUUUGUUGGUACCUUUUCCCAUUGUAAACAUUUUAAUCACUAAUCAUCCAGGCUGUUAGGACGAAGCACGACCGCAGACAUCAGCUCAAAUGGGAAAAUUAUACAGCCUUCCUCCAGGAGCUCGCUGGGGCUAUUCAUUUUCCAGCUGUAAGUGAAUUUGUAUUGAUAGAACAAGAAAAUGGCAGAAUUAAAAGGCCAUUAAACAUGCAAAGCAAAAUUCAUCUUCUGAAAAAGCCGAAGUCCCAAUGAAAGGCACUGGCCUGCAGAUCUGCUGUCCAGGUUUUCACCUGGUGCUUUAAUCGGAUUUGUCUUUCAUUUCCAUUGCCGUCCCAUGGUAUGGAGAUACACAAGUUGUGAACAGUUCUUCUCGCAGCAUGCCUUGGGAUAUACUCUACAGCAUGUGUGUUAGCAUCAUCACUAGUAGUAGUAUUAUAUAAGAAGUGGGAUGAAACAUGGAUAUCUUUAUAUUUAUUUGGUAUCCUGAGGACAAAUGGGAAACACUUGAGAGUUAAAUACUGCAAAGCCACAGUAAGCCUAGAAACUGAUGAGAAACCGCUGAUGCUGACUGUGGCAUUACAAAACAUUUCAAGAGCCCAGGAACUCAGAGAGCUCCUUAUUCCCAUGAAACUAGAUAGUUAGACCACGGGUCUAGUCCAGGAGAGACACAUCAGCAUGAGAAACCUGCCCAGUCAGUCACUUUAGAAAUAAAGGAACUGGUUUUCUGA